Molecule: messenger RNA, 2141 nt
Organism: Zootoca vivipara (common lizard)
Lineage: Eukaryota; Metazoa; Chordata; Lepidosauria; Squamata; Lacertidae
Gene: MED29
Product: mediator complex subunit 29
Biological process (GO): regulation of transcription by RNA polymerase II
Cellular component (GO): mediator complex
Molecular function (GO): transcription coregulator activity; transcription factor binding
Source: RefSeq, a predicted model, not a curated record
GUUGAGACGAACUACAGAACCGAGCGCGCUGAGGGGGAGGCAAGAUGGCGGCGCCUCAGCAGCCGCCUCAACCGCAGCCGGCGCAGCUGACGCUCCUGCAGGCGCAGGUGGGGCCACCCCCCGGCAGCGCCGCGGCGGCGGUAGGUGGGCACCCCGGCUCGGCGCAGGCCGCGGCGGGAGCGGCUUCUUUAACGGUCGCCCAGGCUCCCGGCGGGCUCCAACCUCCCGCGCAGGCGCAGGACUUCGACCCGGUGCAGCGCUUUCGCCUCCUGCUGCCGCAGCUCAAAGAAAGCCUGCAGAGCUUGAUGAAAGUGGCUGCCCAGAACUUCAUCCAGAACACCAACAUUGACAGCGGACAGAAAAGCAACGACGGCCCCGUGCAGAGAGUGGACAAGAGCCUCGAGGAAUUCUAUGCCUUGUGUGACCAGCUGGAGUUGUGCCUGCGCCUGGCCUACGAGUGCCUCUCCCAGAGCUUUGACAGCGCCAAGCACUCCCCGACCCUCGUGCCGACAGCCACCAAGCCGGACGCGGUCCAGGCAGAGAGCCUGCCCUACACCCAGUACCUCAGCAUGAUCAAGUCCCAGAUCUCUUGCGCCAAAGACAUCCACAAUGCCCUUCUGGAGUGUUCCAACAAGAUCACAGGAAAGGCCCCCUCCCAGGGCGUACUUUAGGGCCGCCUGCAAGCUGUUCCUGCAGGACGUUUUGGUUGGAACCGCUGGGCGAGUCAGUUCCCAGCAUGACCAGAAGGAGGCAGUCCUGUCAACACAGACAGACAAGGAGCAGGGAGCUUCAUUGUCCUCCCUCCUCUGCUCCCUUCCUUCUGCCCAGGUCUAGACGUGAGUCUUCUGUGGCGUUCAGGUUCCCGACAGGACUUGUCUCCAUCUGGGUCCGUGUUGGUUUCACAUCUUCCACAACUUCUAACCGAAACACUAGGAGCUCAACUCAGAUGCACAGAAAUCUUUUCGCUUACAAACAGUUCUCUUGUCAGAGAAGGAUGCUGUGGAAGUACGACAAAUUAAAAUUCUCCUGAUCUAUCAGGCCUCACGAUCUGCAGGUCUUUCUUGGAGCUGGCCAGUCAAUAUUUUUGCUCCCUUUUUUCCCCUUUCGGGAGAGAGAGGCUUGAGGACCACCCAUAAGAAGCAAACCUGCCAGCCUAACCCCCCCACAAUUCUGCAGGUUCCUUAGCCAAACCUUUCUGCCUGCUAUAGCGGUGUCCUCUCCGCACAGAAACCCCUCCUCUAAAUCUUACACCUUGACAUUUUUCUGUAAGAUGAGCCUGUGCGAAUGUGUGUGUAAGUUUGUAGAUUUAUCAAAUGCAUAAUUCUGCAAAGGAGACUUCCUGGAACCCUGUGCAGGCCUCCUGCCUGUGGAUUUUCCUUCCCUAAUGAAUACAAAAUGAGAAAUCUGACCCAGUAGUCUUAGGUCAACCUGGGCAGGCUGUCUCUACCCUGCCGUCCAUAAAUUGGGUGCCCCUGGCAGGAUAAAAAAUUUUCUUGCGGAAGAAGAGACCCUGCAAGCAAGUCUUCACACACCUCACACCAUGAAUCCAGGAAGGAACGCAAUCUUAUCUGGUUCUUAUCUCUGCGUUCUCUCUGCUCAUCAUUUUGUUUUUUCUGCCCUGGGGGAGUGUGUCCUUUUCCAUCUCUCGUUGGUUUUGCUCCCUGUUUUCAUGCAAUAAGGAUAAUUUGCCACUGCAGAGAAGACCUGACCUGUCCCCUGUUGUGGAAGACUCUCAGUUGUGGAAGACUCUCAGGGUGCCGGACUUUAGGCUGCAGUCCUCCACAGGUUUACCUGGGCGUAAGUCCUGCUGGGUUUAGUGGGACUUCCUUCUGAGUUGACGCUUCUGCGCUAGCAGUCCUGCUUUGAAGAACCACUGGCAGAAAAGGAGUAAGCUUGCCAGAACCAGCUUACAUUCCAUUGAUUUCAGUGGGCCUACUCUAAGUAAGACUAGGUCUGGAUCCAACCCAUUAACCUUUUCAAAGAGCUUUGUUUCCUUCUACGCUGCCAGACUUGGGGACCAAGGCAAUGCAGUUUUCUUACUUUGUACAGCAGUAAAGGAUUCCUUUGUGAUUCCCCCCGCCCCCCAAAAAUCCAUUCUGUUCCUAAUAAUUAAAAAAAAGUGUUCAUUUUGCUUCUCUUAA